Messenger RNA from Clonostachys byssicola, 3243 nucleotides. Lineage: Eukaryota; Fungi; Ascomycota; Sordariomycetes; Hypocreales; Bionectriaceae. The record is from the annotation of a GenBank genome assembly.
AUGGCUAUCCUUCGGUUAGGGAGCCUCGUUGCUGCGGCAGGAGCUCUCUUGCCUCUCCUGGCGGGAGCUUCCAGCGGUAACUCAACUUAUUCGCAAGCCGAGAUGCUGCGUGUCCAAGCAUCACUUCUCGAUGGACGGCCCUCCGAAUGCCCUCCCUGUUUCAACUGUCUGCUCCCCGCCCAUACUUGCGCACAAUAUGCUGGCUGCAACGAGUUCAACGGCAAAUGCGACUGUCCUGAGGGGUUUGGCGGCGACGAUUGUCUUGAGCCCUUGUGUGGUUCACUUGGCCGAGGCAAGGAUCGACCAAUGCGCAAUGGUGACAGCAACUGUCAGUGCGACGAGGGCUGGACCGGAAUCAACUGCAACGUCUGUACCGACAACAAGGCCUGCAAUGCGUUAAUGGAAACCGGCUCUGGGGGUGUUUGCUACCAGAACGGUGAGGUCGUGAAGCACAACUAUCAAAUCUGCGACGUCACCAACCAGAAGAUCACCGACCUUUUGGGAGAGCAGCGCCCCGAAGUCACAUUUACCUGCAAGGAGGAAGACUCUACCUGCGACUUUCAAUUUUGGGUGGAUGCCGUCGAAUCGUUUUAUUGCCACUUAUCGGACUGCGACUCGACCGCCAACUUCGAGGAAAGCAAGAACACAACUUCAUAUAGUUGCGACCACAUUACUUGCAGCUGCAUCCCGGGUCAUAUGCUGUGUGGUAAAGACGGCUCUAUUGAUCUAUCUGACUUUCUCGACCAGGCUAUCCGAGGCCCAGGUGGCUUCGACUGCUCCCAAAAGGAUGGAGGCAUUCACAACUGUGCCUUUAACGAACCCGAAAUGAAUAAGCUGAUCUCAGCCUUGAUUGGUGAUUCAAGCAUCUUGCUCAACUGCCAGGCCGGCGAAUGUCUUUAUGAGACUGAGGUGCCAGGGUACAAGCGGCCAGUUAAGCAGAUAAAUACCCCUCUGAUUGCCGGCGUCAUUGCUGCAAGUGGCCUCUUUGUGGUUGCCGUGAUCAUCAUUACAUGGUAUCUGUCUCGCAGAAAGCUGAAGUAUGGUGCUAUUCGAUUAGAAGACUCGGAUGACGAAACUACGAAGCUCAUGAUCGAUCACAAGCCGGUCGCUCUCCAGUUUCAGGAUAUCACCUACACACUAAACGGAAAAUCUAUCUUGAGUGGUAUUCAGGGAAUAUGCCGCCCUGGCGAGGUGACUGCCAUCAUGGGGGCAUCUGGCGCUGGGAAGACGACGUUUUUGGACAUCUUGGCACGGAAGAAUAAACGUGGCCAGGUUGGUGGCCAGUUCUAUGUCAAUGGUGAAAAGGUCCCUGAUGCUGUCUACAAAACUCUGGUUGGAUUCGUGGACCAGGAAGAUACAAUGCUGCCAACCCUCACCGUUCACGAAACUAUCCUGAACAGCGCCCUUCUCCGUCUCCCUCGUCAUAUGAGCCGCAUGGCCAAGGAGCAGAGGGUGUACGAGGUGGAGAAGGAGCUUGGAAUCUACCACAUCCGCAACUCUCUCAUCGGUUCCGAAGAGGGCAAGGGCAGGGGCAUUUCUGGAGGCGAGAAGCGACGAGUCGGUAUUGCCUGCGAACUCGUUACCAGUCCAUCGAUUUUAUUCCUUGACGAACCAACCAGUGGCCUUGAUGCUUUCAAUGCUUUCAAUGUUAUUGAAUGUCUAGUCACUCUGGCCCAAUCAUACAAACGAACCGUCAUCUUUACGAUCCACCAACCCCGGUCUAACAUCGCUGCCCUCUUCGACCGACUCAUUCUUCUUGCUCGAGGCAAGACUGUCUUUUCUGGUCCUUUCAACCAAUGCCAGCCAUAUUUUGACUCUCUUGGCUAUGAAUGCCCUAGUGGAUUCAAUAUUGCAGACUAUCUCGUUGAUUUGACGAUGCACGCUGGUAAUAUGCAGCUGGUUGACGAUGGGACCGUGCCAACGGAUGUCUCAAGCUUGGGUCCCAGCAGCACAAGAGCUGUCAAAUCAAUUGCAAGCAUCUCUGGUAGCACGACUGGCGAGGCCAAUGCGGAUUCUGUGACAACUUCUCGCCCCAAUAACUGGCGUAAAAACUCGAUUAAGCAGCGCCAGGAACGCGAGCUAUUUACUCGCCGACGAACUGUCGACACAGCAGCUUCCUCGGAGGCCGGUGGUGAUGAUCAGGGCUUUAGGCUGCAACAAAAUCCCGGCACCUCGAUAGUUAACCAACUGGCAGAUGAUGCCCACGACCUGCCUCCCUCCGCUGUUGCUGCAACGGAUCUCGACGUGAUUACCAGCGCCUUCACCCACUCAGACAUCGCCGCCGCAACCAAUGAGGAAAUUCGCCAGUCUGUUGAGUCUUCGACGCAUAGCAAUGGGCCCAAUGGCAAUAACGGGGCAGCGGAUGGCCAGGGUGCUAGUGUUGGUAUUGGAAAGGGGUACCAGCGGAUCGGAUACGCUCGCCAAUUCAUCAUUCUGUCGAACAGGACCUGGAAGAAUCUCUACCGAAACCCGAUGCUUAUGUUGACACACUAUGCUAUUGCGAUUGUGUUGGCUGUUUUCUCCGGUUACCUCUUCUACGGCUUGACUGAUGAUAUUCCCGGCUUCCAAAAUCGACUGGGUCUGUUCUUCUUCCUGUUGGCCCUCUUUGGGUUCAGUACUCUGACCAGUCUGAACGUUUUUGCUUCUGAGAGACUCUUGUUCGUCCGCGAGCGAGCCAACGGGUAUUAUGCUCCAGCAACAUAUUUUGCCGCCAAGGUUCUAUUCGACAUCAUCCCACUCCGAAUCAUCCCUCCCAUUUUGAUGGGCUCGAUCGUUUACCCAAUGACCGGCCUGGUGGCUGACUCUGAUCACUUUUUCAAGUUCAUGCUGGUUUUGGUUUUGUUCAACCUUGCCGCAGCUGCAAUCUGCCUGUUUAUUGGCAUUGUUUGCAAGGAUGGCGGUGUUGCUAGCUUGAUUGGAAGUCUUGUGAUGCUUUUCAGCUUGCUCUUUGCUGGAUUCCUCCUCAACCAUGACGCAACGCCCAAGAGCGCAAUCUGGCUGCAAUCGCUAUCCAUCUUCCAUUAUGCUUUCGAGUCGCUCAUUGUCAACGAGGUGCUUCAACUUACACUCAUAGAUAAGAAGUACGGCCUCGAUAUUACCGUACCUGGAGCGGCUAUUCUCAGCUCUUUUGGUUUCGAAAACAGCGCUCUCUGGUCUGAUAUUAGAAACCUGGGCAUAUUUGCUGCCAUGUUUAUCAUCUUGGCUUAUGUUGCCAUGCAUGUACUACUAGUUGAGAGGCGUUAA